Messenger RNA from Topomyia yanbarensis, 6852 nucleotides. RefSeq lists its product as uncharacterized. Lineage: Eukaryota; Metazoa; Arthropoda; Insecta; Diptera; Culicidae. The record is from RefSeq and is a predicted model, not a curated record. Bases 2567 to 4612 code for a protein of 681 amino acids. The transcript is spliced from 4 exons. Gene Ontology annotation, molecular function: protein dimerization activity.
AAACUGAAUCGAAAGCCCCCUUAAUAUCCAAGAAUACUGAUGCCAACUGCUCUUUGUUAGCAUAUGCCAUUUGAAUUUCUGUUGAGAGCAACGCAAGGCAAUCGUUCGUCCCUUUGCCUUUGCGGAAGCCAAAUUGUGUAUCUGACAGUAAGCCAUUUGUUUCGACCCAAUUAUCGAGGCGAAACAAGAACUUUUUUUUUGAAUAACUUCCGGAUACAGGACAGCAUUGCAAUCGGACGAUACGCAUUGUGGUCGGAGGCUGGUUUUCCUGGUUUUUGGAUGGCGAUGACCCUUACCUGUCUCCAGUCAUGUGGGACAAUGUUACCCUCAAGAAACCUAUUAAAUAAAUUCAACAAGCGUCUUUUGGCAGAGUCUGGCAGAUUCUUCAACAAGUUGAAUUUGAUUCUAUCUGGCCCCGGGACUUUAUUGUUACAUGAUAAGAGAGCAAGUGAGAACUCCACCAUCGUAAACGGUGUUUCGUUCGCGGUAUUGUAAGGCGACGCGGCGCGGUAGAUUUUCUGUGCCGCGGCGGAAUCCGGACAAACCUUCUUGGCGAAAUCGAAUAUCCAACGGUUUCAAUAUUCCACGCUCUCGUUAGCACUGUUUCGAUUUCGCAUACGUCGGGCCUUGCCCCAAAGAGUGCUCAUCGAUGUUUCUCUUGUUAACCCGUCGACAAACUUGCGCCAGUAACUGCGUUUCUUAGCUUUCAUUAAAUUUUUCAUUCGCUUUUCUAAUAUCGCGUACACUCGAUAACUAGCAACUAACCCGUCGUUCGGGAAGGUUUUAUACGCGGCAGCUUUCUCCGCGUACACGUCUGAGCACUCUUUGUCCCACCACGGGUUGGGAGAACGUUUUUGGGUGUUCACGUCGGGUACUCGUUUCGUCUGAGUUUGAAUCGCGGUAUCGAGAAUCGAGUUGGACAAAAACUUAUAUUCUUCCUCCGGGGGAAGUACCUGUGUUGAAUCGAUAGUUUUGGAUAUCUCAGCAGCGUAGCUCUUCCAAUCAAUGUUUCGUGUGAGGUCAUAGGGAACAUUGAUUGGUGCCGAUGGUCUUGAACCAGUGGUGAUUGCAAUUACAAUUGGUAAGUGGUCACUACCGUGGAGAUCAGAUAUUACCUUCCACUUGCAAUCUAACCGUAGUGAUGUCGAGCAUAAAGCUAUGUCCAGUGCACUUGCUUGCGCAGGUGGUCUAGGAAUCCGUGUCAUUUCCCCUGUGUUCAGAAUUGUCAUAUUGAAGUUGUCACAAAGGUCUUGAAUUGUCGAAGAUCGAUUAUCGUCGUAUAGACAGCCCCACCCCGUACCGUGAGAGUUAAAGUCUCCAAGAAGCAGGCGGGGCGAGCGAAGGUGUCCAAUCACGUUGGAGAAUCUUCGAUAUCCCAUCAUGGCCCUAGGAGGAAUGUAAAUAGAAGCAAUGCAAAGAUCUUUGCCUUUGAUUGUUGUUUGACAAGCGACAACUUCAAUGCCUGGCGUCGAAGGGAGGUUGAUUCGAUUGAAGGAGUAGCACUUUUUGAUCCCUAAAAGUACCCCCCUCCCCCCAUAUGAGUCUUCUCGAUCCAAGCGGAUAAUGUUAAAAUCGUGUUUCACAUAGGGAAAAUGCAUCACAAUGAUUGUAAUUUAGCAAGUGUUUUAGUGAAUCAAUUUUGGGGAUAAUACUUCUGCAGUUCCACUGUAAAACAGUGAUCAGAUCCCUGAUUCCGUCUAAUAAGUUAGCCAUCGAAGGAUACGAUCGCUGUAAGGAGGGGCCAUUGUUCAGUCAACUGUUUUAAAAAUGUUCUUACUGUUGGUAGAAUAGUAACCAGCAAGCUUUUCAUAGGGUCGGUAAUGUUGAAAGCUGUGAAUAUCCAGUCCACAAUGUCAGAAAAUUUAAGGAAUCCCGUUUUUGAUUGAGUUUCUGACUGUAAAAUUGGAGCACUUGGGAUUUUUGGUGCCCCGGGGAGUGCUGGGAACUCCUGGUUGUAUCUCAAUUUCCCGAAACCAGGAGGUAUUAUCUUCGGAUUUGUACCAGCACUUCCAGUUGAUGAAUUAUUUUUAUUUUGUACCCUUGUUUGGGACAACCUAGGACCCUUACGAGGAAGUUCAGGUGAGUUUUGAUUAGGUCUUUUCCUAGAGUUUCCAAGCGGAGCCAAAGAAUGCCCCUUGCAAGCAGGCAUGGGAAAAAUCAUUUCACGAAACGAUCAAUUUGAAAUCAUCCAUCAACAUGCUCCUACUGUGAAAUGCAAUCUCGGCAACCCUUCUUGUGUAGAGUAACGCGUUCAUGCGAAAGCGAGAAACAAAACACAAAACGGAAAAAAGUGACAGCGCACGGCAAUGUUGGUGUUCACCAAAUGAUUAAUUCUCCAUCACAUAUAUAGUGUUGUGAAUGAAAGCAGAGAGGAUCGCAAAUGAAUGCAUUCUUUCAUUCACAAAGAUUCCUUUCAAAAUAUUCACCAAGUCGUUGUAAUAAAAAAUAAGCUUGUUGUUCUUGCUUAAAGAUCUGUGAAAUUUUCAUUUGGUUGGUGAUCUCUAAUUGUCAAGUAAGUAGUUUACAAUGUGCUUCGAUAUAACCGGUAAAAAAAAUAUUUUUUAGAAUGAAACGACGCUGUACUCAAAAAAAGAUGCUGUUGCAAGUGAUCCAGCAGGUGGACGGAAAAUUCCUCUGUAAAGCAGAUGAGAAGUGCGGGUAUAAGCAAGCACCGCUGAUACCCGGAAAUUUCAAAAGGCACAUUUUUAAAAUGCACCCUGCUGUCUACGCAGCAAUGAAUUUACCUGUACCGCCAAACGAGAAAACCGAACCAGCUAAGAAAAAAUCGAAAAAAAUGUGUGUGGACAUGAACGCAGAAACAGUGUUGCCUGGUAUCUUGCAGCUGGCCACGGUUGAUCGCCUGCCAUAUUCUUUUCCGGACAUGGUUGGAUUUAGAACAUUAUUGGAACCUAUCUGUAAAGCUGCCGGGAUCACCACCAAUCGUAAAAACAUAGCCAGCUUGGUCGAAAACUCGGCGUGUACAGCACGACAGCUAAUAUCGGCAGAGCUAAAGCAGCAACCGCUGAUAGCGAUAGAGGUAGACGGAGCAUCCAGAGGUAGCCGUCAUUUCAUUGGAAUUAAUGCGUGUAUCGUUUUGGAAGGAAAAGUCAUUGUUCGUAAUUUGGCGAUCAAAGAAACACUGGAAAGGCAAACGAAAGAGCACUUGAAAUCGCUUAUUGAAGAUGUUCUGAGCGAUUUUGGCGUUACUUUGAGUCAAGUGUACUCAGUUACGCACGAUAACGGUGCAAACAUGGUAGCCUCCGUCUCCGAAAUGAAAAAGUCACUAGAAAGCUCUAACAUCGAACUAAGCUCUCUUGUGGAUGGAUAUAUAGAGGGUGCCAACGACGAACGAAACGAUGUUGCAGAUAUCGAUGUUGAACAAACUGAUGAGCAAAUCGAGACUGGAGAUGUAGAGGAGACCGAAGAUGAAAACGACGACUUCAUUAAUGGCAAAGACGGAGGCAACGACACUGUGGAAGCUUCGCAGGUAGUAGAUCCGUUUGACGUUUCAAUGCAGCAAAUUCUCGACAGCGUGAGAUGUUCUGCACAUACCGCCCAAUUGGCAGUUUUGGAUGUGAUCAAGCCUUACGAAAAGCGCAUCGUAAAAAUUCAAAAACUCGUUAUAAAGUUGCGACAACGAGAAUAUUUGAAAUUUGUCAGGCAACAUGAUGCAAACCUACCUCCUAUCAGCAAUAAAAUCCGAUGGAACAGCACUUAUCUCAUGUUGAAAUGUUUGCAAAAGCAAAAAACAUUCUUUAAUAUACUCAGAAAGUCUUAUCCUGAAAUCGACUUCACAUCACAUUGGAAAUUUAUCGACAAGUUUUGCGAGGCAUUUGAAGCGCCAUUUAUUCUUACAAUGCAGCUCCAGAAGCGACAUGUUAUUUUGAGUAACUUCUACGCAUACUGGCUAGUAUGUCAGGCUAAACUAAUGCGAUGUGCAGACAAUUGUUUAGCAAAAAGGCUAUUGAAAGCAUUUCAACGACGUUUGCAGAAGCUCACUGAAUCUUUGCCUUUCAAGGCUUGUGUUUACCUGGAUCCUCGGUUCAAUUUUCUAGGAUCGAAAAGAAUUUCACCGAAAGAUAAAGAGCUGGCACAGGAAUUUCUUGUUAUGCUACAUAAUCGGGUAAGUGGAAAAAAAAUUGGAAACGAUGAAAAACCAGGUAGAAGCAUGGAGGAGGAAGAUGAGCUGGAGACUCUUUUGGCAGAAUUUUUCGACGAGGAUUCUGAAGGCAACACAUCGUUGGCGAGCCAGAGUAAUUCUUCUGUUGCGCAAAAACUUAAAGCACUCGAGAUUAGGGAGAAGGUACCGACAGUUGGAUACGCGCGCCCAGGCUCAUCAAACAGUCUUGACAAUCCGGAUAAUUUUGAUCUUCUAUCGUACUGGGAAGGUCAAAAAUAUACAAAUCCGGGCGUAUACAAAGUGGCAAUGAUUGCCUUUUCUGCAUCAGCUACGCAGGUUUCUGUCGAACGUAGUUUCAGUGCGCUGAAGCUGUUAUUGAAUGAUCAUAGAAUGAAUUUAACGGCUAGUGCAGUCGAAAACGCUCUGUUGCUUAAACUGAACUCUGACCUUCUUCCUCAGAUCGCAAAAAUGGCAUGUGAAGAAGAUCACUAAAAUUUGAUCUAACUUUGAAGAGAUAAUAAAUAUUUCAUAACGGAUUUUCUCGUCUAUCGUAUUUUCCUCAGCAUAUCACAUAUCUACAUACAAACGGACAUUAAGAGAAAAUUCACCAUCCCAUAAGAAAACUCGACUUAUCCUUCGGUGCAGUUUGUCAAGUUCGACAAAUAUGCUUGUGUGUGCAGUAGAGUUGCGAGAGCAUGUGUAGAUCUGAGAGCGUGUAUGUGUAAGUGAGUGGGUGUGCUUGCGAUGAUUAUUCAAGUUCUAUGGAGAUGAAAUACGGAAGACUCGGAAAUUUCGUAAGUGGCCAAAAUAUGUCUUUGACAACAUAUCACAUUUCUGUUGGAAAUAGAAGCCUUGAGCGAAAUAGCCAAACUGAAGGCAGUCAUUGAUAUUUUUUGUUUAUUACACAUGAUUUCAAUAUGUGAGCCAAGUGGUAGUUCAAAUAUGCGUACGGAUGUACGAUUUGCUUUAAUCAAUCCCCAGGAUUAUAUACAGUCGUGAUUCGCUGGUUGGACACUUUUCAACUGGACCGCUUUUUAUUUGGACCUCCGCUAGUUGGACCAUUGUCCAACUAAAAAGCAUCUGAACGUCAAAAUCUCGUGUCAAACUUACUUUGACAAUCAAUCUGACAAUAUUUAGAGAUAUGAAUAGAUGCAUUUACACUGCCAACAUCUUCUUUGGAUAGUUUUUGACAUUUGUCAGUCGGUCCAACUAGCAAAUCAAAUUCGUUAGUUGGACAAGGCUGUGGCCCAACCAGCGAAUCACGACUGUAUUGGAAAUUGCUUUUCGACGUAUCAAAUUUUUGAUAAAUAUGAUUGCGUAUGCAAUGAAUAAUCUCAAGAGCAGAUUUCUGAAUAUUUCUCUAGAUUAUUGAUUAUGUUGUAUCAAAUAUUGUGUAUGUUAUUCUAGUCUCUUAUCCCUCUUUUAUCCUUUAUUACCGCGGAGUCGUAACAUUGAUUGUUUGAAAAAUACGAAAUUUUUAAUUCAACACUUUUCAUGUAUGCCAUGUACAAACAUGCAAUUACCCAGAAAUAAUUUCAUAAAACGAUUCUGCGCAAAUUUCAAGUGUAUUCUAGUGUAAUAUACUUCCCAAUAUUGAUUAUAGUGUACAUUUGCAGUAUAAAGUUGACCUAACCCAACUGGAGAAUACAAUCUCACAUUCAUCUGUGAACUAAAAGUUGAUUCACUUGUGAAUGUUUACAGUACAAUCUUCCGAUUCAAUCAACACAAACAGAAUGACAAUCUUCUUCAUUCAUCAUAGUAUGUGUCAUUCUUUUACCUGUCUCACUUGUUAGGAAGUUCAUCUGUACCUACGCUCAGUUGCGUUCAUUUGGAGAGUUUCAGUCGGACCGUGAAUGAACGACUGGCUGCUGUCAAUGCAAUGAACAAAUUCGCCAAGAGUUAUGCGAAUGAAUGAUAAUUCCCAUCCCUGCUUGCAAGGGUCGUUAGAGGCGUUAUCGUCAAUUGGCAAGAGAGCGAAUGGGUUUUCGGAGAUAAGUGGAACAGCUCUUUUAAGCAUUUCUGCGUAAGAGCAUCUGGAGCGAUCUUUGGCGGAUCGCUUUAGUUUAUCCGCGCGAAGUUUGUACGUUGGGCAUGUCAAAAGUGCAUGCGGUUUCGCCCCACAGUAAACACACUUCUCAGCGGGCCUACUGCAAGUAUCAUCCGCAUGGCGUUCCCCACAUUUACCGCACCGUUGCUUGUUGCUACAGUAGGUGGCCGUGUGACCUAGCUGCUUGCAAUUGGAACAAUUCAUGACCCGCGGUACAAACAGGCGUACAGGUAGACGAGCUCCUCCCACUUCAACGUAGCUCGGAAGUGCAGAUCCGGCGAAGGUUACGCGAAACGAGUCUGCUGGAUAGUAAUUUCCAUCUUCGAUGGAUUUUGAGUGCAAUUGCUUGCACUCCAAAAUCUUAACUGAUUGAAGGUUAGGGUCCUUAAAGCGGCCAGCCCCAUCAUUCAUCAGAUCAUCGACAGUUAGACCCGCAUCACUUACCACACCGUCGAUCUCCACAUCACGAGAAGGGAUGUAGACGCGAUACUCCAGCGUAAAGAGGCUAUUGGCAACGAUAGCAUUGGCCUGUUUCAAGUCAGUAACGACUACGCGCAGUUUAUCUGACUGAACCUUUUUAAUCUCGGUUACGGCCGAGUAACGUUUUGUCAGCUCCCGUGCAACAGUUAUGCUGUUUAACGGUUUAUUUUUGGGCCGAAAGUAUACCACCCAAGGACCAGCGGAU